UUGGUUAUCUAUAUAUAGAAGCCACACGUAAACACCUACAGGCAUGAAUUAUCCUCAAGAUUUUCAACUGAAAUCAGAAUCUUUGCUAUAAUAAGUUUCUUAGAGACAGAAUAUGAGUGGAGAAGGAAAAGUGGUGUGUGUAACAGGAGGUUCAGGUUACAUAGCUUCAUGGCUGCUCAAGUUUUUGCUCCAGCGUGGUUAUACAGUUAAAGCCACUGUUCGUGACCCAGAUGAUCCUAAGAAAACAGCACACUUACGUGCUCUUGAUGGAGCCAAAGAAAGACUUCACUUGUUCAAAGCAAAUUUACUGGAAGAAGGAGCUUUUGAUGCGGUAGUUGAUGGGUGUGAUGGUGUAUUUCAUACAGCUUCUCCUGUCAUUUUUUCAACAAAUGAACCUCAGGCAGAAAUUCUUGAACCUGCAAUAAAUGGAACACUAAACAUUCUCAAGUCAUGUGCAAAAGUACCUUCUGUGAAGAGAGUGGUUUUAACAUCUUCAAUCGUAACAGUAAUGCUCAAUGGACUUCUGGCCUCUGAUGUGGUAGUUGAUGAGACUUGGUUAGCAGAUCCAGCUUUUUAUCAGGAAAACAAGCAAUGGUAUGCUCUUUCAAAAACAUUAGCUGAGGAUGCUGCCUGGAAAUUUGCAAAAGAAAAUGGAAUUGACUUGGUUACAAUGCAUCCAGGAUGGGUGAUUGGUCCUCUCUUGCAGCCAACUCUUAAUAUCUCUGUGGAGAUGAUUCUGAACCAUAUAAAAGGAUUGGAAACAUUUCCAGAUAUCAUUGACAGGUUUGUUGACGUUAGAGAUGUUUCUAAUGCACAUGUUCAAGCAUUUGAAAAAACUUCAGCUAGUGGCAGAUACUGUUUGGUUGGAAAAGUUGGACACAUCUCUGAGAUAGUGAAGAUUGUGCAUGAACUUUACCCUACAUUGCACCUUCCUGAAAGCAGAUGUGAAAAUGUCAAGCCUUUUGUACCAGAAUAUGAGGUUUCCAAGGAGAAAGCUAAAGCUUUGGGCAUGGACUUCACUCCUUUAGAGGCUACCGUUGAAGACACCAUUGAAAGCUUGAAGGAGAAAGGCUACCUUGAAGUCUGAUCUGAAUAAUGGAUUUUUUUUUAUUAUUAUUUUUAAUACUUACAGUCAAAUAUUUUUGAGGCAAUUUAUGCGAAUUAAACUAAAACUCCUCUUAAUAAUGUAUUCUACUUUUCAAAUGCAAUAAUAAUAAAUUAUAUGAUGUUGGUAUAUUGCAA
Hevea brasiliensis (rubber tree) is the source of this 1242-nucleotide messenger RNA. RefSeq names its product phenylacetaldehyde reductase. The record is from RefSeq and is a predicted model, not a curated record. Gene Ontology annotation, molecular function: oxidoreductase activity, acting on the CH-OH group of donors, NAD or NADP as acceptor. The coding region runs from base 113 to 1087 and encodes 324 amino acids. Lineage: Eukaryota; Viridiplantae; Streptophyta; Magnoliopsida; Malpighiales; Euphorbiaceae. The transcript is spliced from 6 exons.